Molecule: messenger RNA, 1337 nt
Organism: Pseudophryne corroboree (corroboree frog)
Lineage: Eukaryota; Metazoa; Chordata; Amphibia; Anura; Myobatrachidae
Exons: 6
Coding region: 98-934 (278 amino acids)
Source: RefSeq, a predicted model, not a curated record
AUUGUUGGAUUUAGGAUCCAUAUUUUGAUUUUGACCAAGUUGGUUGAUUUUUUGUUCUUUUUUCAAAUAAAUUUGUAACUUCAUUGAUUGACCAGAAAUGGAGUAUGCUCCUGCAAUCCUGUCCCUGAAUGCUAAGUUCCUGGGGAACUCCCAUGAUGCCCAUGUCAUUAGACAAUCAGGGAUAUGGCACAGAUUAAGAUCGAUGGAAGGACAAGACAUGUGGUUAUUGGGAGACCGUGGAUAUCCUUGCACCCCCUGGCUCAUGACUCCUUACAGUAAGCCCAGGCCAGGACCACAGACGGCAUUUAACUCCGCGCUUACUGCCACUAGACAGCUGGUGGAGCGCACGAUUGGUGUCCUUAAAGGGAGGUUUCGUGUGCUCCACCGCACUGGUGGCGACAUCAUGUAUUCGCCAGAGAUGGGCGAGCACAACGGCAAGGUGCUGCUGCUGGUGCAGGGAGGCCACAACAGGCACAUCCACAAACACCAUCCCCUUCUGGCUCCCCCUCCACCUCUCCUGCCAAAUCUCCCUCUCCAGCCACCUCACCCUCUCCAGCCACCUCACCCUCUCCAGCCCAAUCCCCCUCUCCUGCCCAAUCCCCCUCUCCUGCCAAAUCCCCCUCUCCAGCCCAAUCCCCCUCUCCUGCCCAAUCCCCCUCUCCUGCCCAAUCCCCCUCUCCAGCCCAAUCCCCCUCUCCUGCCUAAUCCCCCUCUCCAGCCACCUCACCCUCUCCAGCCACCUCAGCCUCAUUUUACCACUCCCCCUCUCCAGCCCAAGCCCACUCUCUUUCCCAAUUCCCCUCUACAGCCCACACCCCCUCUCCAGCCCAAUCCCACUCUCUUUCCAAAUUCCCCUCUCUGCCCCCCUUCCCCUCUGUGUCACAAAAAAGCACACCACCACCCUCACCCUAUCAUUCCCAAACACCCUCUGUAAGUACCUCCCCCUUCCAUCCUCUCACCCAAUUGGACCCUCCUUCCCCCAUCCUGCCUCCUUUCCUCAUCCAGCACCCAUCCCCCAUCCAGCCAACCUCACCCAUCCAGCCUCCAUCCCCCAGCCAGCCCCCAUCCCCCAUCCAGCCAACCUCACCCAUCCAGCCUCCAUCCCCCAGCCAGCCAACAUCGCCUACAGAAUGGGCAGCAGAGGCCCCAGAGCCACUAGAGGGAGGUGGCCAAGUGGCAGAGGAGAAUGGUGCCAUUGGAGAUCCCACAAGCCUGGCAGGCAUCGUUGGCCGGAUGCAGGCACAUUUGGAGGCCAUGUUGGCCGAAGUAAACCAUUUGGCAAAUUUAAUUUAAAAAAAAAAAUAUAUAUAUGUUUAUAAAAAGCUUAAAACAAAAAA